Messenger RNA from Sclerotinia sclerotiorum 1980 UF-70, 735 nucleotides. RefSeq lists its product with no specific name. The transcript has a single exon. NCBI's taxonomy places the organism in Eukaryota, Fungi, Ascomycota, Leotiomycetes, Helotiales, Sclerotiniaceae. Bases 1 to 735 code for a protein of 244 amino acids. The record is from RefSeq and is a predicted model, not a curated record.
AUGAAGUUAUUCAGUGCCUUUUACGCCACAAUCUUACCUUUUCUUUUCUUCUUCACAGUUCCUAUCGCAAUAUUCGCAUCCAUCACUACCACUUUGGCUUUUUGCAUCCUGUGCUUUCGAGUCGUUAUCGUAUACAUUGAACUCGCGCUCGCUGUCAUUCCAUACUAUCUUUGUGGCCCUAAAGAUGAUAUCAAAGUCUCACAGUCCAAAAGGGCAAUCUACAACCCUCCAACAUCAGCCUCUCGACGUAAGAAACGAAGAAGCAGCGCUAGCAGCAGUCAAUCAGCCUCUGGCUCAAUCACACCAGUACCAGCUCGCAUUUUAAAGGGCUCGGAGUCGAUGCUUGGGUUAGGCCAAAGUGUUGGAAUCACUAGAGACUAUGAGGGCGUAGGUGGAUGGCGUCUCGACGACAGCGGUUCUGAUGAUGAUGCGCUGUGGACAAAUAUGAACUCUAGACUAGAAUUACCUGCGAAUCAUGGAAGGAGACAUCAUCAGAGAUCUUCGACAUCCAGUAGUCUGCCUUCAGAAGAGCUGAAAAGUCGUGGCCCAGAGGCGAUAAUGAAUACGUCAAAGGCUAGAACCCCAACUUCAAUAGGAUUGGGUUUUGGAGGAGAGAGUUACUUUUCAACAAUGACUCCAAGUCCGAAAACUAAGAAGAAACCGUCUUUUGGGUCUGCGUCUGGAUCCCCUACAAGUUCGAAGGCUAGUUCUGUUGUGAAUAUGAAGCAGAUAUGA